UGACCCAUUUAUUACUUCAGUAGAGCUUGUAGAUAUUAGACGAAAGUUGCCGUCUUGGCAGAAAUUCAGCAUGGCGAGGAAAAUUGUUGGCGCUGCUCUUAUCCUUGUGGUUUUGUGUGUUAGCGGAGAAGUAGGAGCAAAUUUAUGCAGUAAGAAGUUAGACAUCAUAAUAGCAGCAGAUGUGUCUGGCAGCAUGGACGACAAUCAAUUCACACAACUACAGACAUUUCUGUCGACGUUAGUGGAUAACAUCAAAAUCUCCAAAACAUCUGGUGCGCGGGUCAUCGUCUUAGCCUUUGAUGACCAGAUUAACAGUCUGGCAUCAAGCUUCAGUGAUAAAGUAACAACAUCUCGAUCUGGGAUUAAGACACAGAUUAACCGCUUACAAUUUACGGCUGGUUCUACAGUGAUAGAUACAGUAAUAGAAGAAGCUAAGGAUUUACUUAACUCCGCAAACCGUGAUACAGCACAAAAAGUAGUCGUUUUUGUAACUGAUGGUGUUAAUUUUAAUGGAACUGAUUCACUUGUUCUCCCCGCUCAAGAAUUGAGAGAUACUUUCAAUGCAAGAGUUAUCGGCCUAGGAAUAGGCGAAGCUAACUCAGUCAACAUCCCUGGGCUUCGAAUACUUGCCGGGCAAAAUGACCGCGUUCUUAUUCUGACGUUCGAGCCCAGUUCAGGAGGCAAGUGCUGUGACGACGAUGACGAUGACGACGACGACCGCAAACGUCGUCGUCGUGAUGAUGAUGAUGAUGACGAAUGUGAUGACCGCCGUCGGCGUCGACGUCGCGAUGAAGAUGAUGGCGGGUGUAGCAGUGGUGUUAGUAACGAGCUCAAAAAUGUUAUAAAGCUAAUUUGUUACGGCUGACCACGAAAAGAGAUACAGAAGUAACUCAGCUUGGCUGAUAAUUCUACAGAACAACGCGAAACGACAUAGAACAUAUUUCAUGAUGUUUUUUUUGCUCCAAAUGUCACAAGAGUGAGUUUAUGGAUGUUUUCAUUCGAGACUGUUUCACUAUCAACACCACUCACUCCUUCUAAUGGGCAAACUGUAGAUAAAUAACGUGAAAAAAAGUUGUCAAAAAUUGCCAGAGCCUGCGAUUGUAAUAACUCCUGACCUUAGCAUUCAGUUGAUUAAUAUCAUAUGUUUGGCGGAGUAAAUUGUUGAGAUAAGUUUAGUAUUUAUUUAUAUAAAAAAAGGCCCAACACUGCAUUAGAUAUGUAAGAAUAACAUUGCAUUCAUUAGCUUUUAGCGCGUCUUUAGGAACAUCGACCAGUUGGACCUGUUACUAUCUGGAACGCUGGAUAUUGAAUUAUUUAUCAUUAUGAUAUUUGACAAAUCCAAAUUUAGCUUGGACGAAAAAAAUCAUGUAUGAUGCAGAUUAACUCGACUGUUAAGAUUAGUACUCUUUGAAAGGAAAUGUUAUGAAGUCGAAUUGAGCGAGAGGUAAAUUUGUCACGUUGAAGAGUCUUGAUCAUGCGUGAAGUCAGUGAUAGCAGAGUGCUGUGAUAGACUGCUACUUCAAAUAAAACCGGUUCUCUCUUCAAAAGAAUUAAA
Messenger RNA from Pocillopora verrucosa, 1555 nucleotides. RefSeq names its product thrombospondin-related anonymous protein-like. NCBI's taxonomy places the organism in Eukaryota, Metazoa, Cnidaria, Anthozoa, Scleractinia, Pocilloporidae. The record is from RefSeq and is a predicted model, not a curated record.